AUGUAUUCAAUUCCUAAAUAAAUUAAGAAUAUACUUAGAAUAGAAAUCAUAUUCAUAAUAAUCUUGAUCAUUAUGAAUAUCACUUUAUAUUUUUUAAAUAUUGCUGAGAAUAAUAUAAAGACUUGUUCAUUAUCAUUUAAUGCUAUAGAAAGAUGUUUUAACUUUGAAAAUUAAUUGAUGUAUAAAUAAAGAAUGACUAAUACUUAAUGUGACUAUUGUAGUAUGUUAUUAUGGUUGAUGCCAAUUAAUAUUAUAAUGUUAUUUAUGAUGAUACUUAUAAUCAUUAAUAAAAUUAGAUAUUACAUUAAAAACUAUAUGAAUAAAUUGCAUUUUGUGGAAAUAAUCUAUUUUGGAUUGUAAUUUGUAUAUAAUCUUUUUAUACUUUUCUAUAUUUUUAAAAUGCCAAUAAAUUAAAAUUACAGAACUAAAUUAUCACCAUUGAUAAUUCUAUUUGUAGAAUCCUUAAUCAAUUGUUUAAUAUGUAUAUUAUUAAAAAUAGAUUAAAUCUAUACAAUUAAUUAUUUGCGUGUAACAAAUAAGAAAGAAUCCUAAAUGUAAAUUUAACUCUUAUUAUGA
This is a messenger RNA of Paramecium pentaurelia, 576 nucleotides long. The record is from the annotation of a GenBank genome assembly. Lineage: Eukaryota; Ciliophora; Oligohymenophorea; Peniculida; Parameciidae.